CUAGGAUCUCCAGGUUGGUGAAAAUGGGAAGAGUGUUCGUGAUAGAACUCGAGGGACCCGCCUAUACAUGCAUAGAGUGCCACACACACAUCGGAGUCCCCAGUGAUAUCAUCUCUAAAGAGAUCGAGGAAGUUUUUGACAUCCAUGACAAUGACAUCAUAUAUGACUUCAGUAGACUCUUCAAUACAUUUCCGGCUGAAAACACGUUCUAUUCUGCUUUGCAAAAUAUCUUUUGUGUCGGUUGUGCUAAUAUCAUUGGCAUACAUAACAUAAGCCAAGUUGAUGAGGGUGGUCCAACUACUUACUGGGCUAUGAGGAAGAUACUCCAUGGACCGGAAGGAAGUGAUGAUGAGGUUUAGGAGUUGGUAUGUGCUAAGAAAAAAAAGACUAUUUGAUGUAGAAGUAUAUAUGCUUUUGAAUUUCAUAUUACUUUGUAUAGUGUGUGAAUAGUAUGAAGAACAAAUCACAUAUUCCUUUUGGGGUUUUGAUGACAUUUGGAAUUAAUGAGUCCAUCUGCAUAGUUUACAUGUUUAUUAUGUUUUCUUAUAAUUGAAUAAUUUGAUAACUUUUUUUGCUGGUUCUAGCUACUAGUAAUAAGUUUUAUACUUCCUCCCGUUUCUAAAAACUCCAUAUUUUAGAAUUUUUACACUUAUUAAAAAAAAUAUCAAAUUUUAGUUACUAAUACAUUAUUUUCCGUAUCAACUAUUUUCUACAAGUUUUCACUAAUAGAAAUUUAAUAAAUAAAAUUAUGUUUUUUGAAGUUUACAAUUUACAUUUAAUUCAUGAAAAUAUGAAAAAUGUAUUUUUUUUUAAACAAAUUUUUUUUUCUAAAACAUGGAUAUUUUAGGAACGGAGAGAGUAUUUGUCACUAUAGAUUACACAUCAAUGGCGGUUUUGUGCUACUUAAUGCAUGUGUCAUAUAUAUUAUAUCGCAAAUAACAUUGAAUCUUCAAAUUCAUUAAGACGAGCUCAAAGACGACAAAGAGGCAUUGAUAAACACCAUAAAAGAUUAGUUCCUUCACGGUACCCAUAACAAUCAUAUUUACAUCUCUUGAAAAGUACAUUAUUCAUUAAAAAACACCAAAAAAAAAAAAAUCGGAACCUCUGAAUACUCAUCUUUUAC
Messenger RNA from Brassica rapa (field mustard), 1123 nucleotides. RefSeq names its product protein yippee-like At3g08990. The record is from RefSeq and is a predicted model, not a curated record. NCBI's taxonomy places the organism in Eukaryota, Viridiplantae, Streptophyta, Magnoliopsida, Brassicales, Brassicaceae.